This is a messenger RNA of Mesorhabditis spiculigera, 2592 nucleotides long. The record is from the annotation of a GenBank genome assembly. NCBI's taxonomy places the organism in Eukaryota, Metazoa, Nematoda, Chromadorea, Rhabditida, Rhabditidae.
AUGCCCGUUAACGGCCAGGAUAACGUUCAAGCGGCCGCUAGAUCCAGGAAGAUUCAUGAGGUGAAGCAGCACAAAUUUGUCGCUCGUCUGCUGCGUCAACCCACUUUCUGCUCUCACUGCAAGAGCUUUAUCUUUGGAUUUGGCAAGCAGGGAUAUCAGUGUUUGGGUUGUGAAGCCGUUGUGCACAAGCGCUGCCACGACAAGGUGAGCUGCAAGUGCAGCAAAGCGGAUGAGCCGGAAGCCGAGGAACAGGGCGCACUCAGCGAAGGAAAUGAGGCCCCACACGUCUUCGCCGCCCGCACCUUUCACAAACCGACAUUUUGCGAUCACUGCGGAUCUCUACUCUACGGUCUAGUCCGCCAAGGGAUGCAGUGCAACUCUUGUCACUCUAACGUGCACAAGCGCUGCCACGAGAAUGCAGCGCACAACUGUGGCAUGGAGCCGAUUGCAGCAUUCGUUGCCGACAUCCACCAAGCCAUCCAAAGCGGUGAUAAGGAAGCCGUCGUCGACCGAUUGACCUCCAUCUCCAACCGCCAGCGUCAACAGCUCCGCGAGCUCUACUUCCACACCUACGACAUCGAAGUCGACAAGGCUCUCGACAAGAAAUUCUCCGGCGAUUUGGGAACGCUCCUUCAAGCGCUCGUCGACACCCCGCUGGAGUAUGACCUCAAACAGCUGAAAAAGUCGAUGAAGGGACUUGGCACUGAUGAGAAUGCUCUCACUGAAAUUAUCGUCACCAGGACCCCGCAGCAGAUGAAGUACAUCAGGGAGGGAUAUGAAGAGCUUUUCAAGAAGAACCUUGCCAAGGAAAUCGGGGGAGAUACCUCUGGAGACUUCAAAGAAGCUUCUGAUCGCUAUCGUCAACGGAAGCAAGGACCAAUCUUCGACCCCGCCAACGCUUUCUUGCAAUGCUGUGAGACCCAGAACCUCUACCAACUCCGUGAGCUCUUCGAGCGUCUCACCGACCUGUUGAAGAAGCCGGUGGAGCAGGCCGUCGACAAGGAGUUUAGCGGUGACAACAAGAUUGGACUGCUUGCUGUUGUCCGCGCCACCCAAAACAAACAGCGGUACUUCGCCAUGCAGAUCCAGAACGCUGUCAAGGGAUUCGGCGUGAAGGACAACGACUUGAUCCGUGUGCUCGUCUCCCGAUCGGAAGUUGAUCUCAAGCACAUCCGUGAGGAGUACUUCAAGCUGUAUGGAAAGAAGCUGGAGGAUGUCAUCCAGGUUGAUGCGGAUGCCUUCGAGCCGAGCAACGACCAAGAAAAUGUACCAAACGGAAGCGAGGACCCCAAAAUACACGAGGUAAACGAGCACAAAUUUGUGGCCAAGACCUUCCGCCAGCCGACGUUCUGCUCCCACUGCCGCGAGUUUAUUUAUGGCCUCGGAAAACAGGGCUAUCAGUGUGUCGGUUGCCGAACCUCUGUCCACAAGAAAUGCCAUCAAGACGUUGUCUAUUCUUGUUGUGAAGCCGUUGUGCACAAGCGCUGCCACGACAAGGUGAGCUGCAAGUGCAGCAAAGCGGAUGAGCCGGAAGCCGAGGAACAGGGCGCACUCAGCGAAGGAAAUGAGGCCCCACACGUCUUCGCCGCCCGCACCUUUCACAAACCGACAUUUUGCGAUCACUGCGGAUCUCUACUCUACGGUCUGGUCCGCCAAGGGAUGCAGUGCAACUCUUGUCACUCUAACGUGCACAAGCGCUGCCACGAGAAUGCAGCGCACAACUGUGGCAUGGAGCCGAUUGCAGCAUUCGUUGCCGACAUCCACCAAGCCAUCCAAAGCGGUGAUAAGGAAGCCGUCGUCGACCGAUUGACCUCCAUCUCCAACCGCCAGCGUCAACAGCUCCGCGAGCUCUACUUCCACACCUACGACAUCGAAGUCGACAAGGCUCUCGACAAGAAAUUCUCCGGCGAUUUGGGAACGCUCCUUCAAGCGCUCGUCGACACCCCGCUGGAGUAUGACCUCAAACAGCUGAAAAAGUCGAUGAAGGGACUUGGCACUGAUGAGAAUGCCCUCACUGAAAUUAUCGUCACCAGGACCCCGCAGCAGAUGAAGAAAUCGGGGGGAGAUACCUCUGGAGACUUCAAGAAGCUUCUGAUCGCUAUCGUCAACGGAAGCAAGGACCAAUCUUCGGUUGUUGACCGCGAGUUGGCUCACCAGGAUGCCAUCAGACUUGUUGCCGAUGAUGGAAAACUCAAGACCCCCGCCAACGCUUUCUUGCAAUGCUGUGAGACCCAGAACCUCUACCAACUCCGUGAGCUCUUCGAGCGUCUCACCGACCUGUUGAAGAAGCCGGUGGAGCAGGCCGUCGACAAGGAGUUUAGCGGUGACAACAAGAUUGGACUGCUUGCUGUUGUCCGCGCCACCCAAAACAAACAGCGGUACUUCGCCAUGCAGAUCCAGAACGCUGUCAAGGGAUUCGGCGUGAAGGACAACGACUUGAUCCGUGUGCUCGUCUCCCGAUCGGAAGUUGAUCUCAAGCACAUCCGUGAGGAGUACUUCAAGCUGUAUGGAAAGAAGCUGGAGGAUGUCAUCCAGGCCGAGACCAAGGGAGCCUACCGCGAGGGACUGCUGCGCAUCCUCCGCGGAAACUAU